AUGCCUGCAGAAAACGGUGGGAAAAAUGCUCGGGAAGAUAUCGCUUCGCCCAAAAAUAUGGCGCCCGACGUAAUCGUUCCUUUAAUACCAUCUUCCGAUGGUAUUAACCUUGGAGAAAAAACAAAGAAGGAAAAUAAAACAGCAGGUGAAGAAAGCUCCCAGGACAUUUCAUCUGAUGGAACGUCAUAUGGUCCACCGCCACAAGCUCAGAACACAACAAACCCAAAACGUGAGCCCGAACAAGCCAGCGAACGACGUCAAGUACCUAGCUCAAAGGACAAACACCACGUUCCUAUCAUCCUUUUAAUCGUUGCAUUUAUGUUAAUUAUCGUGGCUAUCAUGUUUUGGUCUCCAGAACCUGAAAUAGAAACGGAUUUUGACUUUCCCAAGAUCUUUGCAAAUAAGAUCGUGGAACUUCAGUCUUCUUUCACUAAUCAAACUGACCGGUUCUGGCGGAUCUUAAAGAACCGUGGUUUGGCACAUCUCAGAAAUGCCAGUCCCCCUCAGCCACUAGUAUUGUUACUAGCUGCAACCCCAGCUGCUCAUAGCACUGUUGAGUGUUUUGCCAGGAAGCUUGCAGAGGCAUUAGACCCAAAACACAAGAGAAUGUUAGCUACAAUUGAUGGAAGAGAAGAAAGGAAUUACCCUGGUGAGAAGGCUAAGAAGAAGAUGGAUGAUUUACUAAUAAGAAGGUUUAACAAUGGCCACAGAGCAGCACUUAUCCAUCACCUUGAGCUCCUUCCGCCUCCAUCACCUCUGUUGUUCUACUCAUAUUGUGAUGAUCAGAAUGCACCAAAUAAACAUGUUGCGAUUAUCUUCACCGUACACUUGCCUGUAGAGCCAGAUGCAUCUUUAGAACCCAAAGAAGCAGAGGGAACAGUUGAGAAGUACCUUGCUGACGAAGUUUGGGGAAAAGAAGAUAAGGAUGCUAUUGCAGCUCUUUUGAGCCGAGUUGCAAACACAGUGGCUCUGAUGAAUGGUGAAUCUAGUAGUUUAGCUACUUGUUAA
Porites lobata is the source of this 1008-nucleotide messenger RNA. NCBI's taxonomy places the organism in Eukaryota, Metazoa, Cnidaria, Anthozoa, Scleractinia, Poritidae. The record is from the annotation of a GenBank genome assembly.